Exophiala xenobiotica is the source of this 2433-nucleotide messenger RNA. RefSeq lists its product as uncharacterized. The transcript has 4 exons. Bases 165 to 2045 code for a protein of 626 amino acids. Gene Ontology annotation, molecular function: protein binding. Gene Ontology annotation, biological process: chromatin remodeling. The record is from RefSeq and is a predicted model, not a curated record. Lineage: Eukaryota; Fungi; Ascomycota; Eurotiomycetes; Chaetothyriales; Herpotrichiellaceae. Gene Ontology annotation, cellular component: RSC-type complex.
UAUGCAUUCAGCCCGCACCGUGUCCAAUGCGUUUGCAGUUGACUUCCAUACAGUGAACGAGGCUGUGGCACUGAUCUAGCACUUAUUGUCCUGUAUGCGGACGCUUGCAUUGCGACGAACCCCCCAAUCGCUCCCCGUGUCGAAAAGUUAGGAGUGCCCAAAACAUGAGCUCGAAGCGCAGAAGCGGCCCUGCAGGCUCACCCGAAGACUAUCCAGAUACGCCUGAUCCCAAGCGACGCAAGCGUAACGACGACACCCACUUCCCCGAUGUCGAAACUCGCGAGACCACGACUGAGAUCGGUUUAAGGCUCGUCGGCUCGCUCAAGAGAUCGCAAGAUAAGAACGGUCGGAAUGUUGCCGUUCAUUUCCUCGAUCUUCCCGACAGAGAUGAAUACCCUGAUUACUAUCAGGCCACUGCAAUGCCGCUGUCUCUGAAUAUCAUAGAGCAGAAAUUGAAAAAAUAUGAGUAUGAGAACUUGGAAAGACUGGAAUCCGACCUGAAGCGAAUGGUUCAAAAUGCGAAGGACUACAACCACUAUAAGUCUGCCAUAUAUGAGGACGCAGAGCGUAUUCGCAAGGCCAUAUCCAAUUUCAUGCCAAAGCAUAAUCCAGCAUAUCUGCGGGCAGACUACAGAGCUUAUCCGACACCCAUCCCACAAGACCUGCUUGAUCAUAUGAGCAAAGGAUCUACUCCCUCGGAUGCUGCUAUGCCGACCGAGAAGAUCAAACUGACCUUCUCUACUAAACGACGGCAAAGCGAGGCUGCUCAGUCCACGCAUGGUAAUGAGCCGGGAGAUCAGAGAGAGGAGCAAUUGAGUUUCCUGAAAGAAUUGUCCGAGCAAGAAGACGCUGUUAACUUUGAAGAGAAGGUACCAAAGAAGGAUUAUCCUGACUACUACAAGGUUAUCAAAAGGCCGACAUCUAUAUCAGAUGUGCGCUCUUUGGUGGAAGAUGAUGCGAUUCCAGACUGGGAUUCACUUGCCAGAGAAGUACGAUUGAUCUGGGACAACGCCAAGGAGUAUAAUCAAGAGGGAUCAGAAAUCUACACAAUGGCAGAAAAGCUCGAGUCUUGGUCAGAAGACAAGAUGCAAUCCCUCGGUGCUGCCCCAAAGAAGAACAUCCGACUCUCUUUGUCGCAGCCUAAACAACCCAAAGCCUUGCGCCUGAAGAUGGGUUCUUCCACCCCGCAACCCCAAACAGCUGGCUUUACAAUCGACAGUGAAUCCCUACGGCGACAGAAGGAAGAAAUGGGUGAAGCACUCAACCGCGCGCAACGAGCAAGCUCUAGAAAUGCUCAGGUCAAUGGAUCUACACCGGUACCUUCAAGUGCUGCUAUCAGUGUCCGACGUAGCGCAUCCGUAGCCACAGAGCAGACAGAUAUGAAGAUGACCGAUGUCAACGGGACAAGCACAAGCACUCCUCAACCGCAGCCAGCCCUGUCAGCCUCGAAACCUCCGGCGCAUGUGCAACUUCCAACACCAGUCAGAGAGAUGGACACGCCGGGUCCCACGGCACCACUCACGAACGGUACUGGUACCCAGGAAUCUCUUACUCCACAAGGCAGCUAUCAAGGUUCCUCCCAACAAAGUGUCAUCCCCUUCGAACGACAAUACCGCGAUCCAGGCAAAGGUCUCGAAUCCGCACUUUUGGGCUCCGUCAUAUUCAUGACGAAUCCCAACGACGCCAACAAUCCGAAAUGGAAACUCGUACGGCGUGCAUCGGCCACAAGAACACAGACCACGGGCUUCAUCACACUCCCGCCAACCUACCGCAAUAUCCGCAUCAUCCCGCUCACUACAUCGGAACUGAAGUCACGUCGGCGGCAUCGUGUUCUGGUCAUGCAUAACUCGCAAUUCUACCGAGAACCGAAUUCGACGGUCGCCGGGGCGUACGAUGUGCAAUUAAAUCCCGGCGAGAAUACCUUGUCAGUCGAAGUUUUGGCGGACCUGAGGGAUGGCGAGAGGAAGGACCACGCACCACCUCAGCUGCAAUUCGAUUUCGAGAAAUGUACGUUGAUUAUCAAUGUUAGUAAGCAGGUGGCUUGAUUGGUCGGGCCCGUUUGGUUUUGCGAUGAGUUCUUCUCCCAUCAAUUGAUGGCUGGGCAAUUGUUACGUCUCUUAAUGCACCGAUUGGCAUUCUUCGAAUGGGCUGGAAUCGUGAGUGACAUGGCAUAACCACAGUGGGAGAUAUGAGCAUUGGGAGCGGAGUUUGGCCUGCCAUAAAUUGAUUGUACUUGGGCCAUUUUGCAGUGAUCGAAUUGGUGUGUCAUGGCUCGGACUAGGGGCAUAUCAGAGUCCAUGCAUGAAUGAGUCCUUGUGCGGAGUGUCUGUGGCUCCCACUUCUCAGAACCAAUCUGUUCGUUGAGCAGACUGUCUGAUCAUACCUUGACAUAUGCAAGAAAGGCAAUCCUCAUCAUACUUGAAAACCGUUCUG